CCUUCUGCUGCGCUUCUCCGUUGCCACAACAACCACGUUGGACCGUAAAUGAGAGAACAGUCGUCAAACUAAAACCUUUCGGCUCUAACAGUACGCCGGGAGUUUUAAGUGAGCCGGGUGGUCUCUUUCUGGUCGGGUUCCACUUCUGCCGACGUCAUAGGGGUUUGCCUUGCUGUUAUCCGGGCAGGCGCGCGGAACGGUUCUUCGUUGUCUGUCUUUCUUUCGAGACUGCAGCCCUGGGGUUCCUAUCCACGCAUUAAGUGAGACCCAACCUGGGGAGUAGCUUCAGUGCUCAGCAAGGUCGGCAAGGAAGCGGCGAGAAGUUAGGGCUAGCUAGGCUGCCCUUGGCCGCGUUUGCAAGGGGCACUAAGCCACGUUUUACUGCCAAAGCGCAGUAAAAGAGCUCUUAGUCUCCAGCUCGCGAACUCUGAAAACGGGGCUUUUUAAAAGUGAAGAAUAUAGAGGCCAAAUCAGGGAGCCAUAACUCCUUGCACCAGUUGAAUUUGCACGCGGUAUACAGAAGUAUUUUUUUUUUAAUGCUCAUAGCAACCUAAUUAAGGAAAUGGGCAUUCUUUUAGCUUUUAGCAUCAUUAGUAAUGUAAGAACAAUUGGGUGUUUUGUGUAACAAGUUUAUAUACCGCAUGCCAGCUCUUCCUUCUUAGAAGGCACAUCAAGUCUUUCCUCAGGGAAACAAGCUCUUGUUACUUCCAUUUUUGCAGAGGAAUUUAUAUGGAAUUUCUUACUUACGAUACCAAGAGUAGGACAGAAACCCAUUUAUAAAUACUGUUUCAAAUAACCAUAAAAGUUCUUUCUUAACUGUUCUGAAUAAGAUAAUGGAAAAAUACAUGUCUUUGAGGGGUGGAUGUGUUAUUAUUUUCUCUUCAGUUGGCUUAUGGUACUUCCAUUGAAGAGAAAGAUAAUACCAAAUGGCAGAAGCAAUUUUUCAUCCUCCCAGAAGGAAAAGAAAAGUAUAUGAAUCAUAUGAUUCCCCAUUCCCUAUUUCUCCUUCCGUAGAAGGCAGUCAUGGAAGAGUUUAUAAAAUGUGCUCGGCUGAAUUGAUAAAUAACAAUGUAAUUGUGAAGAAUCCUGAAGAUAUAGAACAGCUAUAUAGCAAGGGAUUUUUUGGAAAAGGUAUUCUUUCAAGAAGUCGACCAGAAUAUAAUACUUCAGAUCCUAUGUUGACUGCUAAAUGGAAAGAUGCUAAAUUAAAUAUGCCAAUAAUCUCAUCAAAAAAAUACCAGCAUUGUGUUGAAUGGGCUGAAAAACGUCUGUCAGAACAAGGAAUGGAUGAUUCCACAAUUAAAAACAUCAUACAAAAUUAUACUAAACAAAUUAAUCUGAGAAUAGAAACUGGACAAAAUAAUAGAUUUCAAGAUGAAGAAACAUUUAAAAUGGAAACUAAUAAAGAAGAACCAAUGACUUCAUCUGAAAUUAAUGGGAAAAACAGGUCUUUCAAAGAUAAUUCAUGUUGUGAUUCAUUAGACAAACAUGACUGUAGUGAAUCAGAUAUAACAGACUCUAACAUUUUAGCUAAAACUCCUUCACCACAACAAUGUUCUCUCAAUAUGUAUGAUAGCUGCAGAGAAGACAAUUAUGUUGAACCAAAAUCUCAUUGCUUUAGUAAUAAUGAAUACGAGCACGAACUUGUAUUAAUAGAAGAAGAAUCAGAUUUGUGUGUAGAAGAGGAAACAAGUGAGGAAUUGCAUUUAAUUAAAAAAGCAAACUUAGUAUGCCGAAGAAAUCCUUUCAGGAUUUUUGAAUAUCUGCAACUCAGUCUAGAAGAGGCUUUUUUCCUGGUUUAUGCUCUUGGAUGUUUAAAUAUUUAUUGCAAUGAGGCACCUUUAUCUAUCUUGAAGCUAUGGGACCUUUUUAGUAAAGCACAGCCCAAUUUUAAGGCUACAUACAUGGCUUAUCAUUACUUCCGUAGUAAAGGAUGGGUCCCUAAAAUUGGCCUGAAAUAUGGAACUGAUUUGUUGCUAUAUCGAAAAGGCCCUCCUUUUUACCAUGCCAGCUAUUCUGUAAUUGCUGAAUUAAUUAAUGAUGAUUUUGAUGGACCAUUGCACAGACCAUUCAGUUGGAAAUUUUUGUCUGGAUUGAACAGAACUACAGCAAACGUUUCCAAGGAACUCAUGUUCUGCUAUUUGAUUAAGCCAUCUGAUAUGAAUGAAAAAGAAAUGCUUUCACCUGAAUGUCUCAAAAGAAUGAAAGUCCAGGAAUUGAUCCUAAAUCGCUGGGUUUCAUCCUGUGAACGUAGUGAACAAGAAGAGGUGUGAAAAUUGGAAUCCGAAAGUUGAGCAAUAUUAAUAAUAGAACUGCAGCAAACUAAAUAAAUUUUAACUAUUCUUCCUUUUAGCAUGUAUAUAUUAAGUGUAUAUAAUACAGAGUCCUACAAGUUUGAUUUUUUAUGAAAGCUCAAAUGAAGAGUGACAAUUAAGAUGAGCAUGUUUUAUGACUAUUAGCUUAAUACUUCUAGAGUUAAUUAACCUCUACUAUAGUCUUGGCUCAAUAUGUUCUAGUUACACCAUGUAUGUUGGAGAUGGCUUUAAUAAAUUAAACAAAAAAGUAGAUU
Ahaetulla prasina is the source of this 2569-nucleotide messenger RNA. RefSeq names its product tRNA splicing endonuclease subunit 2 (gene TSEN2). Bases 927 to 2273 code for a protein of 448 amino acids. Gene Ontology annotation, molecular function: nucleic acid binding; tRNA-intron lyase activity. The record is from RefSeq and is a predicted model, not a curated record. Gene Ontology annotation, biological process: tRNA splicing, via endonucleolytic cleavage and ligation; tRNA-type intron splice site recognition and cleavage. The transcript has 12 exons. NCBI's taxonomy places the organism in Eukaryota, Metazoa, Chordata, Lepidosauria, Squamata, Colubridae. Gene Ontology annotation, cellular component: tRNA-intron endonuclease complex.